This is a messenger RNA of Trichomonas vaginalis G3, 393 nucleotides long. RefSeq names its product organellar and viral DNA polymerase type B. The transcript has a single exon. Lineage: Eukaryota; Parabasalia; Trichomonadida; Trichomonadidae. The record is from RefSeq and is a predicted model, not a curated record. Bases 1 to 393 code for a protein of 130 amino acids.
AUGUUUGAGAUGAAGAGAGCAAUUGACGCUUUAGUUGUUUUAGCUGGUAAUGUUUCAAUGUAUAACGCAAAAACGAUGCCGCAAUGUUCAAAAUGUAAAGCAGCAAUAAGAAAAUAUAACUACUCAGUCAAAGAGAUAGAAAGAAUGCGAAACGACUAUGCAGACUUAAAGAAAGAAGCAGAAAAGCCAGCAGAAGAUAAAAUGGAUAUGUUGACAUUUCUUAAUAAAAACUAUCCAACAGCAGAAGAUUUCCUUCUGUCUGACGUCAAGAAGAAAUAUAAAGAGACUUUCGGCAUGAUUAAAACAUUCAAUGUACUAAAAGAAGAAAUAGAAGCUACGAAAUUGUUUAGGAUUUCAAAUAUACAUCGUACAAUUCAUGUAAAACGCUUGUGA